Trichomonas vaginalis G3 is the source of this 1023-nucleotide messenger RNA. RefSeq lists its product as uncharacterized. The transcript has a single exon. Bases 1 to 1023 code for a protein of 340 amino acids. Lineage: Eukaryota; Parabasalia; Trichomonadida; Trichomonadidae. The record is from RefSeq and is a predicted model, not a curated record.
AUGUCAUUAAAUUUUAAUUCUCUGAAGACUAACAAUACAAAAGAAGACAAUUUAUUUAAAUAUAUGCAAAAAACUAACGAUAAUAUGCAAUUCCCACAGUUAUUUUCAACAAACCAAGUUGUUUCUUCAAAUGGAAUUUAUCAAAAUGCUUUUCUUCUUUUAGUUUCAACCAAAGAGUUUUCUAACAUGAUUAACAUUGACAUAAUACAAAAUAUUCCUAAUCAAACUGAACCAAUGGUUGCUCCAGAAACGUCUGGUUAUGAUAACUUUAUUAAUUAUAAGGAAUGUAUUGAUUUAACUGCCAGAUUAGUAUCAGCAGUUCAGAAAUGCAAGCGUGGGCAAGACUACAUAAGCUUUAUUGAACUUUUUGUCACAAAAAGGAAAAUUAAAUCAAUUUUUGAAUUUAUUAAGGAGCUUAUUUAUGUCACUGAUGUUGCGUUUACUCAAUUGUGCCUUGUUCAAGAUAAAGAUUCAAAUGAUUCUUACCAACAAAUUGUUCAUUACGAAAAUAAUCCCCUCCAUCAAAUAUUAUCCGCUAAAAUGAUGUCUACAUUAAUUCCAUUUAAUUGCAUUUACAAAUCUUCGAAAUCAAGCGAAUUUCAGAAAAUUAUUUUUGACUCUAUUACAAAUGACGCGUUUAUUACAGUUCCAAAGCUUGUAGUAUUCGUGCAUCCUCAAAAUUCUAAAAUAGAACUCGAUGAAAACCUUCCAAAAUUGAUUUCUGUUCCAAUGAACGGAAAUAGAGAGUCUGUAUUAAAAGUUUUGGGAAGAAUUGCAGCGUGGAGUGAAUUUUCAUCGCAAAAUAAAGGAGUUGAUGAAAAAUCUCAAAAUGUUAUUGAAAAAUAUCAAAAAAUUUAUCCUGUCGCUAAUUACAAACUCGUUGGAUUUGUUAAUGCUGCUUAUUCUGAGCAAGAACAGUCUUCAACUGUUUCAAUGGCAAAUUCUGGAAAUAUUGAAGUCGAAAAGAGUGAAAAGAGCUUCCCAGAAAAUCCAAUAUGUGUUGUUUAUGAGUUGUCUGAAUAA